Sabethes cyaneus is the source of this 576-nucleotide messenger RNA. RefSeq names its product aromatic-L-amino-acid decarboxylase-like. The transcript has a single exon. The coding region runs from base 1 to 576 and encodes 191 amino acids. Lineage: Eukaryota; Metazoa; Arthropoda; Insecta; Diptera; Culicidae. Gene Ontology annotation, molecular function: aromatic-L-amino-acid decarboxylase activity; pyridoxal phosphate binding. The record is from RefSeq and is a predicted model, not a curated record. Gene Ontology annotation, biological process: catecholamine metabolic process; carboxylic acid metabolic process; serotonin biosynthetic process.
AUGCUAAACUGGUUGGGCAAGAUACUGGGUCUACCGGAGGAAUUUUUAGCAUGUUCAGAAGGUCAAGCUGGUGGUGUUAUUCAAGGAACGGCCAGUGAGGCUACCCUUGUUGCUCUUCUCGGUGCGAAAGCUAAAGUCAUAAAUCGAGUUCAGGAGGAACAUCCAGAAUGGGAUGAAGCCUAUAUUAUUUCUCGUAUGGUGGGAUACACUUCAAUCCAAUCUCAUUCUUCCAUUGAACGGACCGGAUUGCUCGGAGAAGUCAAACUGUGUUCCCUGAAGGCUGAUCCGAAUCUUCAACUGCGUAGCGAAACUCUCGAGGAAGCCAUCAAGCAAGAUUUGGCCGAUGAACUAAUUCCCUUCUACGCUGUCUGCAUCUUAGGAACAACCAACACGUGUGCUUUCGAUCGUCUCGAUGAAUUUGGUCCGGUAGCCAACAAGUUCAAUGUUUGGCUGCACGUGGAUGCGCCUUACGCUGGAUCAGCCUUUAUCUGCCCAGAGUAUCGUCACUACAUGAAAGGUAUUGAAAUUGCUGAUUCCUUCAAUUUCAACUUCGACUGCAGUGCCAUCUGGCUCUAA